Messenger RNA from Sardina pilchardus (European sardine), 3761 nucleotides. It is a transcript of the gene ankhb, whose product is annotated as ANKH inorganic pyrophosphate transport regulator b. The transcript has 12 exons. Bases 402 to 1904 code for a protein of 500 amino acids. Lineage: Eukaryota; Metazoa; Chordata; Actinopteri; Clupeiformes; Clupeidae. Gene Ontology annotation, molecular function: phosphate transmembrane transporter activity. Gene Ontology annotation, cellular component: plasma membrane. The record is from RefSeq and is a predicted model, not a curated record. Gene Ontology annotation, biological process: phosphate ion transmembrane transport.
AGCCAGCUAUGGCAGAAUAGCAGCAAGCCGACGGAAGCACGGCCUACGAAUUAUCCUCACCGACUAAUCUGUCGUGAGAGUGGGAGAGAUAGAGAGUGAGCGAAGAACGCCUGCGCGUAAUCACAGCGGCUUCAGAGCUCGAUUUUAUGUAUAUAUUUUUCUCUCCACCGAUGGAUGAACAAUGGAGAAGCCGUCAGCAGAAAAUUCUGGUGACCCUCCUCUUUUCCCCUGCAGUAGAUCAUUGUUUUUGAUGCUGUUGUUGUGUAGGAGGGCAGGGACGGACCUGAUCUCGUUGGAUUUCUGCUAGAAAACACCGAGAGCACCAUCGCGCUGCGACUCAGUUUUUCAUCCUCUCAGCUUCAAGCAGCAGAUGUUCGCAGUGCUGUCAUCCCGGCGAAACCAUGGUGAAAUUUCCGGCUCUCACACACUACUGGCCUCUCAUCCGAUUCCUGGUACCACUGGCAAUCACAAACAUUGCCAUCGACUUCGGCGAACAGGCUCUAAACAGAGGCAUCGCAGCGGUCAAGAAAGAUGCCGUGGAGAUGUUGGCCAGCUAUGGCUUGGCCUACUCACUGAUGAAGUUCUUUACGGGGCCUAUGAGCGACUUCAAGAAUGUGGGGCUGGUGUUCGUCAACAGCAAACGCGACCGGACCAAGGCAGUCCUGUGCAUGGUCGCCGCCGGGACAAUAGCCAUUAUUUUCCACACCCUCAUAGCCUACACUGAUCUGGGGUAUUAUAUCAUCAACAAACUCCACCAUGUGGACGACUCUGUGGGCAAUAAGACCAGGAAGGCUUUCCUCUACCUGGCAGCGUUCCCACUACUGGAUGCAAUGGCCUGGACACAUGCAGGUAUACUCUUGAAGCACAAACACAGUCUCUUGGUGGGAUGUGCCUCUAUCUCUGAUGUCAUUGCUCAGAUUGUGUUUGUGGCCAUCUUGCUUCACAGUCAUCUGGAGUGCCUGGAGCCCAUGUUGAUCCCCAUCCUGUCCUUGUACAUGGGAGCGCUGGUGCGCUUCACCAUCGUGGGCCUGGGCUACUACAGAAACAUCCACGACACCAUCCCCGACUCCAGCGGACCAGAAGUGGGGGGAGAUGCCACUAUUAAAAAGAUGCUGAGUUUCUGGUGGCCCCUGGCCCUCAUCCUGGCCACGCAGCGCAUCAGCAGGCCCAUCGUCAAUCUGUUUGUGUCCCGCGACCUCAAAGGGAGCGCGGCCGCCACAGAGGCAGUGGCUGUUUUGACGGCGACAUAUCCGGUUGGUCACAUGCCGUACGGAUGGCUGACAGAACUGCGAGCAGUGUACCCGGCGUUCGACAAGAACAAUCCCAGCAACAAGCUCAUGAGCAGCGGCACCACAGUCACCAAGUCUCACAUCAAGAAAUUCACGUUUGUUUGCCUGGCGUUGUCAGUCACGCUUUGCUUCCUGGUGUUCUGGACCCCACAUUUUUCUGAAAAGAUUCUGGUGGACAUCAUUGGGGUGGACCAUGCCUUCGCUUCGCUUUGUGUGGCUCCGUUGCGGAUCUUCUCCUUCUUUCCAUUACCAGUGACCAUCCGUGCCCACUUGACUGGCUGGCUCAUGACCCUGAAGAAGACCUUCGUCCUUGCGCCCAGCUCCGUGCUGCGCAUCAUCGUCCUCAUCACCAGCCUCAUCGUGCUCCCUUACAUGGGGGUUCAUGGGGCAACUCUGGGUGUAGGUUCUCUCUUGGCUGGGUUCCUGGGUGAGUCUACUAUGGUGGCCAUUGCCGCCUGUUACGUCUAUCGAAAACAGAAGAAAAAGAAAGAUUCUGAGGGAGAGGUGGUCAUCGAAGGAGAAGACUCUGCCCCCAUGAACGAGGUGCGCCGCACUGGUCGAAUGGAUGACAUUGUGGAGUUGAGGGAGGAAGAGGAAGAUGAGGAAGAGGAGUGAGGCGCGGUCCUUCUGAGGACGCAUGCACAGGGGCUGCCAGGACUCUCCUUGUAACCCUGGCUGAGGCAGGUUUAUUCCACUGGCUGCAGCUUGGUUCCCCCUGCUGGGCAGAAUCAGUAUGGUCGCCCCCCCCUAUGUACAGUGCAACCUAGAGGAACCUUUGAGUAUCUGCAGCAAUCACGUGGAAGAAAAUUACUUUUCUGCCUGGACAUAUCCUCAUAAUAAUAUUAUUAAUCAAUCAAACACUCACACACAGACACACACAUACGCAAAAGUACAUAUUCACGUCUUCCAGCUGUUCCCCGGUAGCCACCAGGGCAGUGGAUACUAGUGAAGAUAUUAACUCGUACCAAAGCAAUGUUGUGUAUUAAUUAACUAGUUCCUUUUUGCUGACAUUUUAUGUGCUGCCGUCCUUAACAUUCACGAACCCCUGAAAGAGGAAGGAGAUGGUUAUAACUGACUAAAAUUUCGUCUGCUUGGGAUAUUUUUUUCUCUUUCUCUCUCUCUCUCUUUCUCUCUCUCUCGCUCUAUCACUCUUCAGACCACAUCUCUGAAUGUACCGUGGAAUUGAUCGACAAUGAGGUCCCAGUGCUGUAACCUCUGAAUUUUUACUUUGCUGUACAAAAAUGACAAGGUUUUUGGCUUUUAUUAUGAAAAGAAAUGUGUACAAAACAAGAAAAAUUACAAAGUAUUUAUCUGCAGAUUUCUACAGGAUUUAAAUAUAAGUUAGUGGGGAAAUCGGAUUGAUUCUAUUGUGAGUGAGGAGUUGGUGAGUUUGGGCCAUUUAGAUGACAUAUUUUUUUAUUAUACUACAAUGUACUAGAUGUAUACAAUGUUAUAUACAAUUUUGUAUGAGCGUGUCAAAAGCUAAACUGUGGGGUGAGAGGGUUAACUUAAACUGGACCACAAGUAUUUUAUUUAUCUUCUUUUUUAUUGAAUUUGGGCACUUUUGUUUGUUUGUUUGUUUGUUUGUUUGUUUUAUCUCAGGAUGUACAGUGCAGUAAACCAGUGAUGCAGAAAGUACAGUGAAGUCCACUUUCAGACCUACCUUUCUGUUCCAAACCUGUAUUACAAGUUCUCUCCAUUGACAACAAUGCACAAAAUAUUUAAGGUGUCUUAUGCCUCUGUAUGUUUUCUAUAGACUGUAAUGAGUAGUGAGGUCUGGCCAAGUUUGUGGGGAGGUAUGGCUUUGUAUUUUAAAACCCCUGCUGAAGACAAAGCAGGUAUCGUACAUAGAAAAAAAACAGAUUCUUGUCAUCAUUGUCUUCGGUAUGAUGAAGAAAGGGACAGCUUUAUUCUUCAGUGAUUAAAGAGUGGUUAUGUGAUUUGAAACCCUACUGUUAUCGUACUUUUAUUCCCGCCAACGGCCUGGAAAAUAUUUCCAAAUGCACAUCGAUUUGAGACUUUGGUGCCAGGUCCUCAUAACUUUCUGAAAUGAUCGCUGACUGAUGGGGUUUAAAAGAAAAUUAAUAAUCCUUUGUUCCCAAAGGAUCACUGAUCCUCUAGAUAUAACUGAUGAUGUUCAGCCAUCAUCUAGCUGAUUACUGUAUUUCCAAUUAAAAGUAGUUGUGUUAAUGGCAUUCCUUUGUCUAUUACUGACAAAACAUAUUCUUUAUACUUGAUCAUUGUUUUUCUCUUUAUGGUUAAAUUAUUCCAUUUACCAUGACUGUUUGCCAGAUUCCAUAGGUUUAGGUGUUGUGGCCAGUCGAUGACAGUAGCUACACAUUUUGUGGUCGAUAGCAGUAGCUACAUUUUGACACUGGUUAUUUAGUAUUUUAUCAAGCCUAUAUUUACUUGAUGCAUUCUUUACACCUGUUUUUAUUUCAAUUACAAUAAAUUGGCAACAUAUCAACCAGA